AUGGGGAAACGUGGCCGGCCGAGGAAAGAACUGAAAUGCGAGGGUGAUGUUUUGGAUUCUUCUUUAGAUCAGCAGCAAGAAAUGCCAGCAGCAGCAAUGUCCAGGUGCCCAUUCAGUGAUAUUUUCAACAGUAGUGGGGACUCCAUGGAAAAGAUCAACACUUUCCUGCAGAAUGUGCAGAUCUUGCUAGAAGCAGCCAGCUACUUGGAGAAAAUCGAGAAGGAGAAUAAAAAGUGUGAGCAUGGCUAUGCCUCGACCUUCCCCUUGUUACCAAGCCCUGGACUGCAGGAUUCAAAGCCAAUGCGGAGGCUGAGCCGGGUGAGGAAACACAGCAGCGGGGGCAGCAGUACAAGCACUGCCAACAGAUCUACACACAAUGAACUAGAGAAGAACCGACGUGCUCAUCUACGCCUGUGCUUAGAACGUUUAAAGGUUCUGAUACCACUAGGGCCAGACUGCACCCGGCACACAACGCUUGGGCUGCUUAACAAAGCCAAAGCACACAUUAAGAAACUUGAGGAGGCCGAGAGGAGAAGCCAACACCAGCUUGAAAACCUGGAACGAGAACAAAGAUUCUUAAAGAGAAGGCUGGAACAACUGCAAGGUCCUCAGGAGAUAGAGCGAAUACGAAUGGACAGCAUUGGCUCAACCAUUUCCUCUGAUCGCUCGGAUUCAGAGCGAGAAGAGAUUGAAGUGGAUGUUGAAAGCACAGAGUUCUCCCAUGGAGAAGUGGACGAUAUCAGCACAACCAGCAUCAGUGACAUUGAUGAUCACAGCAGCUUGCAGAGUAUUGGGAGUGACGAGGGUUAUUCCAGCGCCAGCGUCAAACUCUCGUUCGCUUCCUAGAACAAAGUGAGACAACAAUGCAGGGCGGAUUAUUCCACUGGAGUAAUCUGAGUUCAGACUGGGUUCUAGAUGCAGUAUCCUCUUUUAGAAAUGACACGUCAACAAUGACAGACCUAUAUAUAUGUACCCCCUUGGGCAAUAGGAGGCCUCCGUAGGAACCCAUGUAUGUCCAUUGGGUCAUGUUGCAAAAUCUUGGUUUCCCCUAGUGUAGUGAGACUGAACCCUGGUCCUUCUGAAGUCAGUGACGAAACUCCAGUUGGCUUCAGUGAGACCUGGAUUUGGCCCUUGCAUGAUAAAUUACUUUGCUUUGACUUUGUUUAUUUGAAAGAGGAUACUGGAGAUUCAGCCCUCUCUCUCUCUCUCGCUCUCUGUCUCAAUUUGUCAUGCAAUCUGAGAAACGUCCAGUUUUUCUCAUACUGCAUUCAGAUAGAACAACUUGGUUUAGACCCUUCUGGAACUUUCCUGGUCCGGAAAUGACUCUGUCCUAAUAUUUGAUCACCAUCAGGCAUUAUAGUAACCUAGCAGGAAGUCACAGCAGCUUGGCCAUGAAGACGUGUCCCACAACCUAUGAAUAAUAAUAGGUGUUCAGUUCAUGCCCAGAGAGAGGCAACAGUGAAGAUUGUUCAGGAGAAAUCAUCAUUCAGCUCAACGUUCUGUUGGACAUCAUUUAAAGCAAGUACCUCUACCACAUUGCUAGCACUAGGGUACUAAACCGUAAUCUACCAGCACGUGGCGGGCUGCGUUGUGGAAUGAGGCUGUGAGUCCACACACACACACGCACGCACACACAGAGUUGAGGACAGAAAGAAACCAGCGUGUGGAAAGUCAUGCCCAGAUACUGAGCCACUAUAACCUUUUUAUUUAAAGAUCUUUUGAUAAACGUUUGUAAAUGUGUUGGGAGUAAAAACACUCCAAAUGUGACACGUCUUUUUAGAGCUUGUCCAUAUGAAAUCUUCAAUGUCUUUUAUAAUGGAUUAACGCUACUGAAAAGGUAACUGUUUUGAUGCAGCACUUGACCUGAUGAAACACAAAAAUGCUCUUUGCCGUGCACAACACAAACAAGGUCUGUGCUAGCUUGGAAAGGUCAGGGUUGCUGGGUUUUUUUGGUUUCCUUUUUUGAGAGUCAUUCCCUUUGCAAACUUUGAAGGCACCUGAUCCCCUACAGUAGUCACAGUUCAAUAGUUAAGCUCAGCACUUUUCUCAUCUUAAUGUAACAUUUGGCCUGCGCACAUCCCCGUGCGUAUCCGCUAUCUCACCUAUGCAGGUGCUGUUGCUGUUGAGAGCUAUUGUAUUGAAUAUUUUAUAAUUUUCUUGGAGGUGAGAUUUCUAAUGUGCACUUUGAGGGCUUUGCUUUCUUGUGUUUUUUGUUUUUUUUUUAAAUGGUGAGAAUUAUUUUUUUGUUUUCCAAGUUAAAAAACCUUCUUACAGAGACCUCACCAAUGGCAUUGUUUGAAAUUUUGUGUACCUUGAAGUAAUUUAACUACCCCUCAUUACUAAGGAAAAAAAUAAAAGGAAAAAAUGCUUUAUAAAAUUUGUAACUUAUUGCUGAUUUGAAUGGGUUGUUAAUUUCAGUCCUGUUGAUUUUAUUGUUUUUAGGUAGGAUUGGGCCAAAAACAAAAAAAUGAAGACAACCUUAUUUAGCAGUGCAGUGGAAUUGUGUUUAUAUGUUAGAAUAUGGUCCCAUAUUAAAGUAGCACUUUAACACCAUUAAACGUUUAUGGAUCUGAAAUGAAUUGUGUUCCUCCGUCUUGGUUGCUCAUAUGACUUUAGCAUACCCAUCUUCUUUCUUGUGCCUGCAGGAAAAAAAGUAUAUUCCCCUUUAAUCCCGUGAUAAGAUCCUGAAUAAUUCUAAUGUAGAUUGUGUCUAAUUUCUGUAAAUUGCAUGUGUUUGAACAUUCCUAUGUUUCCUAUGUUACCAAAUCCCCCCUGUGAUAUGACAUCAUACAUAUGAGACACAAAAUCCCUGUUCAUGGAGUGGAGGAAUAAUCUUUCCAUGCUUUGAUGCAUUAUAUCUGGGUUUUUAAUUCUUUCCUUUCUUUAAGCCUGAGUCAGGUUGCUACUCUUACUAAUCUCCUUACACAUGUGCAUAGGUAAUACUCUGAUUUAGCGUGUGUGAUCAUGUCUCCCUCUAGUGGCUAUCCUCAGCAGAUACACAAACCAGCCAGUUAAUGGAGUUUUUCCAUUAGCUGAAUUGGUUGGGGCUUCUUUGUUUUAUUUUCAGGCUGCAUAUCAUGGAAUUGAUCCUUGCUAACAAUUCUAGAACCUGUAUGUAGGCAGCUGUGGAUUGUAACAUGUGUUUAUCAGCUUAAGUCAAUGGGGCUACUCACAUUAGUAAGAAGAAAUCAAGUGAGUAAAGACUGAAGGAUCAUACGUGAACUGAUAAUCAUUGACUGAGCCCCCACAACUACCAGUUUUUGCCCAUGCUAGAAUUAUCAACAGCUGGAAUUUAUAUCUGACACUGUUCAAAUGAGCUCUGAUAGUCACCAUUUUGUGGCAUCUUGUGCUGUUCAGCUUCUCUGAAGAUGAAUCCCACCAGUCACGAUCACUAGCGAACUCCAGCCAUCCUGGGCAUCCCCACCUUCUGGUUGUUCCUCUUUGGCUGUGUAUUUUUUUGGAUCAAAAAGUACACGACGUGGGCAAUGGUAAAAAGGUCGCUUGGCAAAAAAAUCAUAUUUGAGAAAUAUAAAAGUUAGAGAACUUUAAAAAAAUGAAAAUGGAUAAAGGAAGAAAAUCAGUGUUGGGCAAUCCUGGCAGAGCAGGGCGAUCCCAGAGUGUGUUUUUUGGAACCAAUUUUUCUGUAAGGCUUUCCAGUAAAGCCACCCAUUUGUAUGCCUUUGGGAUCACUUUGAUAUUGGCUGUCAUCUUUAGGAGUGCAGUCAAGGGUCUGGAAAUUUCAAUUCCAAAUACUGCAGCUGGAAGGGAGGGAAAUGUAAUCCACUUGGUAGCUUCCAUCUACGCUGUCUUAAGUGACCCACCCAAUGGAUCGGCAAGUAUCAGCAUCCUAGUAUAGAGAGCUUUUAGAGAACAAACACAAUUUUCCUACAAACCUUUAUAGUAGUAGUUAAUGACAAAAGUUGGCUGUUUGAUUGGGUCCCUUCUAUGGAUUUCAUUGUAUCAGUUCCUUUCACACCUCUGGACAUUAGUGGAAGAUUUGCUAUGCGAGAGAAAUGUUUCCACAGCUGCUUUGUGGUGUUUGUUCAAUCCCUUUUUCAUUGCUUUAAUACUAUAUUGUUAACACUAGCUUUUCUUUAUAGAUUAUUCUAAAAACUAAACUAACAUUAGUUAUUUUGUUUUGUUGUUAAUCUAGCCUUUUGCAUCGGAAUGUCCAAGACAGCAAAUUGGCCCAGAGAAGCCACCAUAAAUGAUUGAGCAGAUCAUCAUAGCUAAUUGGCCUAUACUAUGUAAAUCAGAUUAGAUGAUGGUCCCUUCUGGUUAUAAAACAAAAAAUCAUCUACUUCUUCCCAUUCUUCAGAACUGAGAAAUGCCCCCCAAAGCUUCUGAUUUUCGUACAUUCUCAUGUACUAUUCUGCUAUUACUGAGAUAGCAGUAAUUACUUCAGCUGGCUUAUGUAAUGCAGUUCUUCCUCGAAGUCUCCCAUUUGUUGUCUUAAGACAUUGUUCAUCCAAAGCUGAAACCUUUGAGCCUUUAAUAUACCCAUCUGUGGUGGCACACUUGGAUGGAACUCCAUGACUGGUUACUGUCCCCGGAGAAUUCACUAUGUCAGCAUAAGUCUGGGAUCAAGGCCUUUAUUUGAGUGUUGACAUCCUCAUUUUUUCCCCCUCUGUCUAGUUUUCUGUACAGAUCCAACCCUCAGAAGAGCAGGAUUGUUCUUUGUACAAGCAGCUCUUUUUCCCCCCAAAAAAAAAAAAAAGAGAGAGAGAUUGGAGGACAUUUCAAAUAUUGUCUGUACAGUUAGAAGCAUAGAGGAAGGUGCAGGAAUUUGAAGGGACCAAACAGUUUCCAUAGGUUUGUUAACCAAUAUGGUUAAGCCCAAGUUGAGAAGCUGCAGAAAAUCCAUUCCGGAAUGAAUUUCUGCAACAUAAACCCCCUUAAGGCAUUGUCUGAACUCUGUCCCAAAGGUACUUUCCACCCCAGAACACCACGUUUCGUUAUACCCACUCUCUCCUUGAGAGUUGGGUAAUUGAGGCCCUGAGCCUGGAAAACUCCACAGUUUCAGUGCCCAAGACUGUAACUCUGGUACAUGCAGCUCCUUCAAAAGACUUUGUGAAUGAUGAUCCCCAAAUGGCAAAUUAUCAAGGCAUUUUGGUCAAGUAUAAUCUUAGUUUCUAGCAAGAGGUCCUUUCCUCUUUGGAGCAUCAGGCGAGGGUGACCUUUGAUGUUACUGAGGUAUUUGAAUUACAGUAAAAUCAGCAGGAAAGUCUCAUCAGAUGAGCUCUUGCCCAACAAAAAGGUUGAGAGUGAAGCUACAUUUACUUCCUUCAGACAUACUUCAAAACCUUCUGUACUUUCCGUGCCUUAGAGUUCAAGGAUGUGUGUCUCUAGGUGAGGAUGCAUCUCUGAUACGUAUGGUUCAGUGUUGCCUUUUGAACUGGUGGAGUAUCCAUUUGGGAUCAGGAAUUCUUACGUUGUAGGUUAGUAGCAUAGAUUGGGAGUUGUGCAAUUUGUUCAUUCCUGAGAGGUCUGGCACCAAACGGUUUGGUAUGUCUGAAGGGGAAUCCAUACAGUCCUCCCUGCUGCCAAAAUGGAGUCAAGUAAAGGUGCAGCUUUGAACAGAAGAUACCAGUUAUUCUACAGGCUCCCCUUCCUAUGAUGCCAAUCACAUAGUCCCUUAUUGUCCCUAUAAACAACUGCAUCAUUAUCUCAUUUCUUCUAAAGCCUUAUCUUAUUCCCUUAGAAGCAGAGAGUGAAACUCUCAUUAACUUUAGUGGGAACAGAAUUGAGUCCUUUUUCCAAAGCACUUUAUUCCCACUUUAAUCCAUUUAGCCCCAAUAUCUGCUUUCUGCUUCCCACCACAUGGCAGACACAUUUCCUCAUGUUUCCUUUUCCUCUGUCUAAACUUACCUAUUCUCAUCACAUAGCACUUUGCGUCACAAACGAUCUCUUUGGUCCUCAUAAAAUUGACGCGCCGUUCUCCCUGAUGUUUUUCCAGGCUUGUUUCCUAUGUAAGGUUAUUUUUUGUUGUGGCAGUUACUUGGGCUUGUAGAUUCCAUGAGCCACACAAUCUCUAGUGCAAGCUCUAAAUCCAUCCUCUACUAAAUUUUACAGAAAUAAGGUGGCUUUCCUUUAAUCAUCCCACCUGUAUUACCCUCCACAUAUGCUGCUUCCCCCAGAAGCUCAUCCUGGUGAGUCUUCUCUGCAUAAAUUAGGUCUCUAAAAGGUCAUUGUGCUACAGAAAAACCUAUUCAAAAGGCCAUUCAGUAUUUUCCUCCUUUUGACACCAGUGUAUUACAGCAUGUUAUUUUGUGUCCAAGAAUGAGUUGCGGGGGAUGACUGGCUUGCAGCAUUUGGUACGGUUACUCUUUGGAGGACUGUCACUCGAAGGUCAUUUUAAAGCCCAUUCCAUUCAAGGUAUAUUAUUGACAGAAGGUAGUCUCAAAGUGAUAUAUCUUGUGAGACCUGUAGAUCGGUAAAAAUGGGGUUAACUUACUUUUUUUUUUUAACUAAAUUUUAUCCUAGACACUCGUAUGCAGAAGAAUUUAGUUCUGGCCUUCUUGUUUGGCAAGGUCUGCUUCUGCGCUGCAAACUCCAGUACUUUGUUGUCUUGUCUUUUCUUAGGUUGCUUGCUGCACUCUAUGCAUAGACCUCAUUUAUGCUGCUCAUUCUUUGAACUACCUUAGGACCUGGGCUGCUCCUACUGAAAUGAAUGGGAGUUUUCAAAAUUAAAUUAGUGGGAGCAGGAUAGGCUUGUAUCAGUUGCUGUCAGUUGAGAAUAUUUUUUUCAGGAUCAUAACUUUUGUUACGUUUGAGUUCCAGUAUUUCCCUGGCACCAGGCCAGAGUGAGGGAAACCCCCUCUCCUUGAAACCUGGGAGUAGCUGCAGUCACCAGGGGUGAUCUCCUGACCCCAUAGAAGUCAAUGGCAAGGGGACCAGGAUUUCACCCCAAGAGUAGAGAUGUACAUGAGAAGCUCACCAUUAAAAGAAAAGGUAGGUUGCUUCCUUGAAGCUAAUAAAAUAACUUUGAUCCAGAUUUCUGUGUGCACCUCCUCUUGAAAUAUGGGCUUUGCCUUAUCUGACUAGUGGGACAGAGAAAUUGAGGUUCUGAUGUAGCAUGGAAGGGUCUCAUGCUUCAUCAAAAAAACCCACAGUGCCAAGUCUCAGAGCCCAACUCACUUUUCUUGGGCUGUGGAGCUAAAAAUAGCAGCGUGAAUGUUCUGGCUUAGGCUGGAGCCUGGGCUCCGAGCUCCUCCCCACUCACUGGGUUUCAGAGCCCAGGCUCCAGCCUGAGUGGGAAUGUCUACACUGCUGUUUUUAGCCCUGCAGCGCGAGCCAAAGUCAGUUGACUUGGGCUCUGAGACAGUGCUGUGGGGUUGGGGUUUUUUUUGCUUGUUUUUUUUUUUUUUUGCAGUGUAGGGACCGUAGACAUAGAGCAUAUUAUGUUUGCUCCCGCAGGUGGAGAGUUCUAGAAAUGUUAACCUGGGGAUGCACAGUGUGCAUCUUGUGUGCUGGAAGGCCGAUAACUAGGGCCCUACCAAAUUUACGGCCAUGAAAAAUGCGUCCUGGUCCGUGAAAUCUGGUCUUUAAUGCACCUUUACCCUAUAUUGUACAGAUUUCACAGGGGAGACCAGCAGUUCUCAAAUCGGGAGUCCUGACCCAAAAGGGAGUUGUGGGGGUCGGGUCGCAGCAUUGCCACCCUUACUUCUGCGCUGCCUUGAGAGCUGGGUGGCUGGAGAGCGGCGGCUGCUGGCUGGGCACCCAGCUCUGAAGGCAGAACUACGGCCAGCGGCAGCGCAGAAGUAAGAGCGGCACCAGACCAGGCCACCCUUACUUCUGGGCUGCUGCUGGCGACGGCUCUGCCUUCAGAGCUGGGCUCCCGGCCAGCAGCCGCUGCUCUCCAGCUGCCCGGUGGCGCUGCCAGCAGCAGCCCAGAAGUAAGGAUAGCAGUGCUCCAACAUCCCCCCACUCACCCCCUGAUAACCUUGCAGCCCCCCCCCCCCCCCAGCUCCUUUUUGGGUCAGGACUCCUACAAUUACAACGCCGUGAAAUUUCAGAUUUAAAUAGCUGAAAUCAUGACAUUUACAAUUUUAAUGACUGUGAAAUUGACCAAAAUGGACUGUAAUGUGAUAAAGCCCUACUGAUAACUCUCCCAGUGCUCUUUUUUUUUUUUUUAUGGCAGAGUAGAGAGAGCCCAACACACACGCACACCAUCAAAAAAAACUCUGCGACACUCAAACAAUUCUGUUGAGCAACUUCUGCUAAACUCUGACAAAUAGGUUGCUAUGGAAAAGCUCCAGCGAUCCCGGUGAUCUUUGUUCUUGUACAUUGCCAUGUCUUGCAUGCUCUGUGAAAUGUAGCUGGUAGGAUGAAUUUCAUGUUUAUGAGCCUGCAUGUUGUCCUUCGCUGACCACAUCUUUCUCAGCUGGCUCCUAGAAUUCUACAUCCUUCUUAUGGGUGGAUGGAGCCAGGUGACUGCUGAUUCCCUACUGCUGUAGGAAAUAGGACUGAUGGGAUGCGAGAGGGGCCAGCAAACAUUGAGCGUUCUGGUUUUGAAAACAUUGUUCAAUUGAAUGAUCAUUUUACAAGAACCGGAUCUUCCUGUUUUAGGGGAGGAAGUUCCUGCAUCAGAAAUGAAUCCUUUCCACCUAGCCUACCCUUUAGUGCUUCCAGUUAGGAGUCUCUCUUUAUACUUCUCUUUUGCUGUCAUUUAAGAGCACACCUCUUGACUUUCUUGGGAUCACAUGAUGAUGGUGGAAAAAUUCCGUAAUCUGCAAGUUUGUUCCACUGCACAUGAACACCAUAUUUGCUAAAAGGAGGCUGCAUGAUCUAGUGGUUUGAGCACGUCACUGACUCUUUUGGUCUUGGGUGAAUCACUUAAUCUCUCUGUGCCUCAGUUUCCUGAUCUGUAAAUAUAGAUAUCACCCUGCAUCACAGCCAUGUGGUGAGGAGUAAGAUAAUGUUUGUACGGUGCUUCGAACAUAUAAAGUACUACACAGGGAGGGGGCAGCGCUAAAUGUUACUUUGUUAGUCUGUUCAGCUAGUCAAGUGAGUGAUUGGUGUCAGCAUAUUUCUAGGUGAUUUAGAAUCUAUACUAAGAAAUAUCUGGUAGCUAUUACGAGUUUGUGAAGUGUACUCAGAAAUGCUGGAACAAUACCGUGUAAGUGGAUCAAAAAUUAAGCAAGCACAGUAGAAGAGAGUAAAAACCUAUAAGCCCCAUUAAUUCAAACUCUAUGGGCAGUAGUGGUGUGGAGUUUAAAGCAUAAGGUUAUAUGGAACUUCCCUUCUUCAAGCCCUAGUUUAUUGACCUAGAGGACACUUUCACAUUUCCCAAUACAUCUGAACAAUCAAAGGACCCAAGAGGGCAACAUAGCUAUCUUCAGAUCUUGUAUUCUUCUCUGUUCUGCCUUUGACUCCAAUUGCUGUGAAAACAAAUGUUACUGAGACAGAAGAUCCAUUUUUCUAAAUCCGCAAGAAAAUAGGCCAAAUUCAUCCCUUCUAUAGAUUAACAUUACAGCAGGGAUGAAUUUGGCCCAGUCAGAUAAUUGUGACCUCCAAGAACAUUUGCAAACUAUCCCAUUCAGCGGUAAAGGAGAUGAAAGCCAAAGAAUGGACAAUAGAAGCUGAUCUUCAUGGUUGUUUUAACGUCACAAUCGUUUCAACUUCCACACAGACUUCAAAGUAAUAGAUCACGUAGAGUACUUGCUUUGGGAUACGAAUAUUCUAGCAAGCAACUCAUAGCAUUCACUGUAGUUGUGUUUAGAAAAGUUUCCAUUUAACCCUCUCCUCAAAACAGUAAGUUUCUGAAGUCCUCCCCCGCCCCCAAUUUUUUGGCUGUGUGGUCGGUUGGCUGUUUUGGGGUUAUUUGUUUUUUGGAAGUUUGAGAAAAAUCCUUUCAGUUCCUCUGGAGUGAUGUGAGGGUGCAAAAAUAUACACUUAUUGCCUUGUAAAAAGAAACAUUUGAACCACACUUCAACAGGGUUGCUGCAAAAGCACCUCGAGUUUGACCUGAGCAUGGGCAUAGUCUCCCUGAGGAGUAGCACCUUUGCUGAGUCUGGGAAGAGGAAGCAAUUUUUAGACCAAAGUGUUUGAAAAAUUAUUUCCAAGCAUGUUCCAUCAACAACUGUUUUCGUAGAGCUUUGCACCUCCUACGAUAAACAUUGUCUCUGCCUAACUUGACCAAGUGAUUGUCAUAAGGUAGGUUAGACAUUGAGCUUCAGCUACGUGCUAGUGUCCCCUUAUACAAUGACACACCAGCCAUAAGAUUUUGCUUUUUAAACAACAUCUCCAGGGGGUUAAAUUUUGUAUUGAUGUUUUUACACUACAAAUACAUUGCUUAAGCAGAUUGCUUGUUAACAGCAUGAUGAUAGAAGCAUAUAAUUUAGCAUAUAACACAAACACUUUCUUUGGAAAUGUUGAGUUUAAACUAACCCGUUUAGAGAUCAAAUAAAAGAUUUUGAUCAGCAGGUAUAAGAACAUAAAAAUGGCUGUAAUGGGUCAGACCAAUGGUCUAUCUAGCGCAAUAUCCUGUCUUCCGACAGUGGCCAAUGCCAGAUGCUUCAGAGGGAGUAAACAGAACAGGGUAAUUUAUCGAGUGAUCCCCUCCUGUCGUCCAAAGCAAGUAUAAGAACAUAAGAAUGGCCGUAGUGGGUCAGACCAAUGGUCUAUCUAGUGCAAUGUCCUGUCUUCUGCCAGUGGCCAAUGCCAGAUGCUUCAGAGGGAGUGAACAGAACAGGGUAAUUUAUCAAGUGAUCCAUCCCCUGUCGUCCAGUCCCAGCUUCUAGCAGUCAAAGGUAUGAAAGAGCAAUAUGAGCACCAAGUUACCUAUAUUCUAGCAUGACUUGUUUGAAGGGAGAGAAACCCUACUGUUCUAUACUUACUAUUUCAGUGAUCAAGACACACGUGAGUUAGAUGGUUAGAAAUAUCUUGUGAAACUAAGUGCUGAAUAAAACUGGUUGAGAAAUGUCAAUGAACAAUAAACAUUUGCCAUCUUUUUCCUUUUUCCAGCCAGCUCUAGUGCUGAAGUUAAUUAUAAGAUGAACAAAGGUCCUUCCUUGUAUUUACAGACCUCUAAGUCAAGUGACAAUCAAACUUCGGCAGUUAGAAAACAAAGGAAUGGAUGUGUAGCCGGACCAUGAAAUUUACAAUAGUCAAUAUGAUUCCCCUAGGCCCUCAGUGCUUUGUUCUCAGUAGUUGAAGCAUCUGACAAAAAUGCUUAUCUGUUUGUUUUAUUUUUAAAAACUCAGCUGAUGUGAGGAUAGUAUUGUCCUCCACAGAAUUUAAAUUUGCUGUUCUUUCUGAAAACCAGUGAUGCAUUUAGAGCUAAUGGGAGUUUUUCCAUUAACUUGGGAGGGAAAUAAAAGUGGGCUCUUACUAAUACAACAUAAAUAUUUCAUUUUUCUCCCUAUGUACAGAGCCAUCUCUCUGAUUUGUGACUCAAGUUUGUGCUGUUAUAAUUUUCCCAAUAGGUUACAAUCUGCAUGUUAGAAUCUGUUUUAGACUGUACUAGAUUAUGGGUUUCCUGUAGCAAUUUGUGCUUUAAGACGGGAAACAUACAGUCCCUCAUGUGUCAGCAUAAUGAUAUCUUACUAUUUUGGAGAUGCAGUUUGGAAAUUAAAUGUGUAUCCUUUGACGACAAAAAUAUUUUUCUAAGGUGUAUCUAACUUAAUGUGACUUUAUUUGUGAUUGUUGCAGUGUACAUGAGGUUUUUUUCUAAGCUCCCGUGAACAUUUUAUUUUUUGUGCUGUAACUACACAGGUGCUAUAGCCACUUGCUACUCUGAGAAAAAGAACACCACACCAUUGAUCGGUGCUGACUCAUAAAAGCCAGUCUUUGAAACAAUACACAACUGCUGACCCCAUCUCUGUUUAUAACAUGGGGAUGGUGCUGCAAAGAUGUUGCAUUUUUCAUGAUUUAAAAAUAAUUUUGUUUGUGGAUAUCUGUAUUAACUUGUUUAAAACAUACAAAUAAAUUUUAUGAAAUUUUA
Messenger RNA from Caretta caretta (loggerhead turtle), 11944 nucleotides. It is a transcript of the gene MXI1, whose product is annotated as MAX interactor 1, dimerization protein. Gene Ontology annotation, molecular function: DNA-binding transcription factor activity, RNA polymerase II-specific; protein dimerization activity; RNA polymerase II cis-regulatory region sequence-specific DNA binding. The record is from RefSeq and is a predicted model, not a curated record. Gene Ontology annotation, biological process: regulation of transcription by RNA polymerase II. NCBI's taxonomy places the organism in Eukaryota, Metazoa, Chordata, Testudines, Cheloniidae.